Molecule: messenger RNA, 2095 nt
Organism: Etheostoma cragini (Arkansas darter)
Lineage: Eukaryota; Metazoa; Chordata; Actinopteri; Perciformes; Percidae
Gene: gucy1b2
Product: guanylate cyclase 1, soluble, beta 2
Exons: 16
Coding region: 1-2091 (696 amino acids)
Biological process (GO): cGMP biosynthetic process; response to oxygen levels
Cellular component (GO): guanylate cyclase complex, soluble
Molecular function (GO): guanylate cyclase activity; heme binding
Source: RefSeq, a predicted model, not a curated record
AUGAUUACCAGGGUGAGAGCCACAGGAUGCUCUCUACCAGGCGUCCAGGAUACCUUCAUGACAUAUAUGGUUUAUGACGAUAUCCUAACCCUCAGCCUGGUGCAGGAGGCCUGUUUACUGCUGGAUGUCCCUGCUGAUGUAUUUCUUAAGCUUUUUGGAGAACAUUUCUUUCUCUUCUGUAAGCAAGCGGGCUAUGACACCAUGCUGAGGACGCUGGGGGGAAAUCUCAUUGAAUUCAUCGGAAAUCUGGAUUCUCUCCACAGUUACCUUGCUCUGUCCUAUCAGGAGAUGAAUGCACCAUCUUUCCGAGUGGAGAUGACCGACAAUGGGGAGAUGCUACUUCACUACUACUCUGACAGGAAGGGCCUGUACCAUAUAGUACCAGGUAUCAUAGAGGCAGUUGCCAGAGAUUUUUUUGAUAGCAACGUGACCAUGGUGGUUCUUAAUCAAUCAGAGGAAGAUGAGCGCACAGGGAAGAAGGAGCAUGUUGUGUUUCUGGUAAAACAGACCAAACAAGCAAGCAAGACUACAGACCAGGACCAUUCCAGUCUUGAAAGGGAGACAUUAUUGAGAAAAAUGAAGGAGAAGUGUGUGUCACUGGCUGGGAAAAAGCAUGGCUGGGACCUGAUCAGAGCUGUGGUUACCUCAGAAAAAGGCAGCCUCCAUUGCACCUUCCGUCCAUCUUACCCCAACAAGCUGUGGGUGGAAGAGGACACUUUCUGCAAUGCUUUUCCCUUCCAUAUUGUCUUUGAUGAGGAUCUGAAGAUAAGACAGACAGGGGUGAACAUACAAAAGUUUCUUCCAGGUCUCCAGGCCAGAGAUGCUAUGUUGGACCAAUGGUUCACCAUCAUACAUCCACAGGUGACCUUUACUAUAGAGAGCAUCAGGAAAUUCAUCAACAGUCAAUUUGUCUUGAAGAGCUACAAAGACAAUCACAUCACGCUCAAGCUAAGAGGUCAGAUGUUGUGGAUGGAGUCUCUCGGCUGUAUGUUAUACUUGUGUUCUCCAAAGCUGCGAAGCCUCCAGGAACUUCAAGAUGUCGGCCUACACCUGGCUGACCUGGCCCAGCACGAUGUCACCAGAGACCUGGUUCUUCUCAACCAGCAACGUCUAGCUGAGAUGGAGCUCACCAACCAGCUGGAGAGGAAAAAAGAGGAACUGAGAGUUCUGUCGCAGCACUUAGAGGCUGAAAAACAGAAGACAGAGACUCUGCUGUAUGCCAUGCUGCCACGCCACAUAGCCGAUCAGCUCAAAGAUGGAAAGAGCGUGAAAGCAGGGGAGUUUGAGGUCUGCACUAUUUUGUUCAGUGAUGUUGUAACCUUCACAAACAUCUGUGCUGCCUGUGAGCCCAUCCAAAUUGUUGACAUGCUUAACUCCAUGUACUCCAAGUUCGACCGACUCACCAACAUACACGGCGUCUACAAGGUUGAGACUAUUGGUGACGCAUACAUGGUGGUAGGUGGCGUUCCAAUCCCUACAGACACCCAUGCACACAGAGUGGCAAACUUUGCUUUGGGUAUGAGGAUAGCUGCCAGAGAGGUCACCAACCCUAUAACUGGCAAACCCAUACAGAUCCGUGUGGGUCUCCAUACUGGUCCCGUGUUAGCUGGGGUGGUGGGGGAGAAGAUGCCUCGCUACUGCCUUUUUGGAGACACUGUUAACACUGCCUCCAGGAUGGAGAGUCAUGGACUCCCUGAUCACAUUCACCUCAGUACUUUCACUUACAGUAAGGUGAAGGAUGCCGGCUUCAACAUACAAGAGCGUGGUCAGAUUGAGGUGAAGGGUAAAGGCCAGAUGACCACUUACUUCCUGCUGGGGAACCCGUUGAUGUCAGAAGAUAGCAUCAUGGGAAAAGAGGUUGGAGGGUCAUGUCUUUACAGGGAAGACCUUCAUAGCCAGAGCAAAGAGUCUGACAAAGUGCCUGAUGUGAAAACUGGGCGAGGAGACACACCAUCAGAUGGAGUCGUCACCCCCGGCUCCAACCGAUUGGACCCCCUCCCUUCCUUUGCUUGGGACAUCACUCCGCCAUAUGAAACCAACGAGGAGAACUCUGCAAGCAAUUUCAAAAGCCGACUCUGUGUCUUAUUCUGACUGA